CUCCCUCUCCACCUUGUAUGGGUGCUGAAUUUCCAGGAGGUUUGAUCUCGUUUCCCCAGUUGCCUCAAUUUGGGCGGCUGUGCAACUCCUGGGCGUCCGGCAAGGCUGCUCCUGGGCUCCGCUCCGGGCAGGUGGGGCUCCCGCUCUCCCUCGGGCUGCUAGGAGGGCUUCUUCCCGCCAGGAGGAAGGUAGCCCCGAGUCGGUGCCAGGAGGAAGGUGCCACCAGGAAAACCUUUGCACAAAGUUCUGCUUGCAAGAUCCAAUCCGGGUCAGUCACUGGGACCAGAGGUUUCUUCUUCCGAGCUUUCAGACUCAUGCUGGAGCCCCUCCUCCUGCCCAUCUUCCAAUUCUUUGGCCAAAGUUCUGCUUGUUAGACUUUCCUUGGAUAGAAAGCCCUGGAAGUGAGCAGCCCCUGGAGACUAUGCAGAGGAGGGAACACUUUGGCCAAAAGUCCCCCCAGAGGAAUCAGGGAAGACUCUUCAAAUGCUCCAAUUGCGGGAAAUCUUUUGCUCGCCGGUCCCUCCUUUUGAUCCACCAGAAGCUGCACACGGGGAAUGGAUCCCACCUGUGUUUCCUUUGUGGGAAAUCCUUUCCUGGAGUGUGGAACUUUGCCAAACAUCUCCGGAGCCACCCUGGAUUGAAGCCUUACAAAUGCGGAGAGUGCGGGGAGCGUUUUGCUAAAGGCUCGGACCUUGGAGCCCAUCAGCGAAUCCACCAGGGAAAGAGAUCUCAGGAGUCCUGGAAGUGCUGGGGAAGAUUUCAUGAAAGAUGGCAUCUCUAUAGGCCUAAGAACAAGCCAACUGAAGAGAAGCCCUGCAAGUGUGUGCAAUGUGGGCUGUGCUUUUCCCAAAACUCAGAGUUCCUUAAACAUCAGCAAAUCCACACCGGAGCAAAACCUUAUCAAUGUCUGGAGUGUGGGAAAUCUUUCCAUUAUAAACAAUUGUUUAGAAAACAUGAGAAAAUUCACACAAGGCAAAGCCCUUAUAAAUGCUUUGAGUGUGGAAAAUGUUACACUCGGAACUCAUCUCUUUGCCAACAUAAUAAAACACAUACAAAGGAUGAAAGCAAAAAAUGCCUAGAAUGUGGGAAAUCUUUUUCCAACAAAUCAUGCCUGCUGCAACAUCAGAGAAUUCACACUGGGGAAAAACCCCACAAAUGCCAAGAAUGUGGGAGAUGUUUUGGAAGAAAGUCAAACCUAAUUCAACAUCAGAAACUUCACACUGGGGAUAGACCCUAUGAGUGCACAGAAUGUGGGAGAGGUUUUCGCCAGAAGUCACACCUAAUUCGGCAUCAGAUAAUUCACACCAGAGAACGACCCUAUCAGUGCCUAGAAUGUGGAAGAUCUUUUGGUGAAAAGUGUCACCUAAUUCAACAUCAGAGAAUUCACACUGGGGAAACACCCUAUCAAUGCCUAGAAUGUGAGAAAAGAUUUGUCAAUUCUUCUCGCCUUCAGAGACACCAAAAGACGCACAGGGAAGAAAAACUAUAUAAAUGUAAUGAUUGUGAUAAAUGUUUUUCUUUUAAGGAAACUCUUUUUGAACAUCAGAGUAUCCAUACAGGAGUUAAGCCCUAUAUGUGCAUUGAGUGUGGAACAUUUUUCCGUACAAUACGAAGCCUCAGAAAUCAUGAGAAUGUUCACAGAGAGGAAAAAAAGUUCAAAUGUUUAGAGUGUGGGAAAGAAUUUGCUUAUGCAUCAUCCCUUAGAAUUCAUUGCCAAAUCCACACGGGUGAGAAAAGUCAUAAAUGCUCAGUGUGUGAGAAAUCUUUUACCCGGAAAGAUACACUUCGGAUGCAUCAGAGAAGCCACUUAGAGAAGCAAUAUAAAUGUCCAGAGUGUGAAAAAACUUUUCGUUGUAAAUAUUAUCUUAGAAAACAUGAGAGGAUUCACAAAGGAGAGAAGCCUUUUAAGAAAAAUGAAAUGUGCCCAGAAUGUGGGAAGUGUUUUGGUGAAAAGUCAAAGCUAAUUCAACAUCAGAGAGUUCACACCGGAGAAAGACCCCAUCAGUGCCCAGACUGUGGGAGAUGUUUUGUCCAGAAGGGACACCUAAUUCGACAUCAGAAACUUCACACUGGAGACAGACCCCAUCAGUGCCCAGUAUGUGAGAAACGAUUUGUGGAUUCUUCUGAACUUCGGAGACAUCAGAAGGGUCACACAGGAGAGAGGCCCUAUAAAUGUGGGGAGUGUGGGAAAAGUUUUCUUAGAGCAAUACAGCUUCAAGUUCAUCAGAGAAUACACACAGGGGAGAAGCCAUACCUAUGUGUGGAAUGUGGGAAAUGUUUUUCCCGAAAAGUACACCUUGGAAAGCAUCAAAAGAUCCAUGUGAAGCCAUAGAGAUGCAUAGAGUGUGGUAAUGUUUUCUCUAAAGAAAGACAUCAUCAGAAAACUCACAUGGCCCUGAUGAUAGAACAGUUUUUCAUAAUUGUUCAACCCUUAGAAGUCAUAUAAGAGUUCAUAAAGAGGGGGGAUUAGAAACUCUUAGAUCAUGGGAGAGCAUGUGAAAUUGUCUGGAUUCAUAUUAAGACUCCUGGGCAGGGAAGGUAAAACUAGAAGACUACAGCUGUGUUAUUCUGUGGUAGGUCCCUUCUAGCCCUAUGAGUAAGAAUUUAAAAAGAAAAAGGAAAAUGGAUGAGAAGCAAACAUAGGGGGUAUUAACAAAAUAAGGCGAAAAGCUAAGGCUUCUGCUAAAACCUUGUAAGCCAUCAAAAGUCUCUAUUUGGGCAGGAUUAACGAAUCCAGGAAAUAAAUAGAAUCAUUAUUAAUAGAAACAUUAAACAGAUUUUUAGUACAAUGGCUGGUUUUAAAAUCAAUAGCUAAUGGACAAAAAGUUGAUCAAAAUAAGAAAACGGAAGACAAAAUAGAAUUGAAGAGGAAAAGUGAUUUAGAAGAAAUGAUACAAAAGUAAGACAUUGGGAUAUUGUUACAAAGAAUACAAAUUCAGUGUCAAAAUAAUUGUGACCAGGCAUGGAAUGAAAUUGAAAAGGAUGUGUUAAGAUGGAAAAUAGUACAAUUGUCAUUAUAGACGCUCUAUAAGUAAAAAUGACUAUAUUACUA
Thamnophis elegans (Western terrestrial garter snake) is the source of this 3052-nucleotide messenger RNA. Its product is annotated as zinc finger protein 260-like. Gene Ontology annotation, biological process: regulation of transcription by RNA polymerase II. The record is from RefSeq and is a predicted model, not a curated record. Gene Ontology annotation, molecular function: DNA-binding transcription factor activity; RNA polymerase II cis-regulatory region sequence-specific DNA binding. Lineage: Eukaryota; Metazoa; Chordata; Lepidosauria; Squamata; Natricidae. The transcript is spliced from 2 exons. Bases 422 to 2332 code for a protein of 636 amino acids.